This is a messenger RNA of Mercurialis annua (annual mercury), 618 nucleotides long. RefSeq lists its product as uncharacterized. NCBI's taxonomy places the organism in Eukaryota, Viridiplantae, Streptophyta, Magnoliopsida, Malpighiales, Euphorbiaceae. The record is from RefSeq and is a predicted model, not a curated record. The coding region runs from base 1 to 618 and encodes 205 amino acids. The transcript has 3 exons.
AUGCACUGUAUUAGAUCUCCCAUGUUCUCUAUUUUGGUGAAUGGGGAAAUUGUGGGUUUUUUUCCUGGUGGUAAGGGCCUUAGACAAGGGGACCCUGUACUCCUGAAGAGGAAGACUAGAGAGGGCACUGGAUUCAAUUACCAUAAGGGUUGUAAGGAAAUUAAUCUCAACCACCUCUGCUUUGCUGAUGACAUGUUUAUAUUUAGUAAAGGGGACAUUCAGUCCAUUCAGAUUGUUAAUGAUACUUUGAAGACUUUUGCUGAAGUCUCAGGCCUGAAUCCUAAUCAUCAGAAAAGUAUUAUUUUCUUCAAUGGGGUUUCUGCUACUCAGAAGAUAGAAAUUUUGAGAAUUAUUGGGUUUCAAGAAGGUUCAUUGCCAGUGAAGUAUUUGGGUCUUCCUCUCAUUUCUACAAGACUUUCCAAGGAGCAUUGCAGUGGUCUCAUUCAGAGAAUUACAGGUAGAGUGAAUAGCUGGUCUGCCAAGUGUCUUUCUUAUGCAGGGAGGUUGCAGCUCAUCAACUCUGUUCUUCUCAGUAUGCAAAUGUGGAAGGCAUUUGCAGAGAUUUCCUAUGGAAUAAAAAUAAUUCUAAUAGGAAGAAGGAGAUUUCCUAUGGAAUAA